Molecule: messenger RNA, 489 nt
Organism: Saccoglossus kowalevskii
Lineage: Eukaryota; Metazoa; Hemichordata; Enteropneusta; Harrimaniidae
Product: kinesin-like protein KIF18A
Biological process (GO): microtubule-based movement
Molecular function (GO): microtubule motor activity; ATP binding; microtubule binding
Source: RefSeq, a predicted model, not a curated record
UUCUUAAAGGGUCAGAUAAAGCUACAUAUGAUAUUGUUGACAAAUAUGAGAGUAUUAUGAAGUCAUUGGAAGGAACUCGUGAAGUAGUGUGGGCAGACCAACCUAAUAACUCAGAAGGAGAAGACAAUAAUGCACCUGUUAACAUCCAAUAUGGAAGCAAUAUUCAACAUUCCAAUAUUGAGUUGUGCAUCAGCAUCCCCGUUUGUUCCUAGGAGCAAUAGAAGAAAAACAAGGAACGGAGAAGACAGUUCAGAUACAGCUGCUAGUAGUCCUAUUUCUGCAUUAAGAGUAGUGAACAAAGAUAACUCUGCAUGCACUAAUGUAUGCGCAUCCAAGGGGCCAUCUAGGAUAUUUACACACAAAAAAAAUGCAUCACACACACCAAAAAGAUUUGGCAUUCCAAAUAAAGAAAACAAUGAAGUCGAUAGCUCCUGCAGCCGCCAGUUCACCUGGAUUCAGUCUCGUAUGCCGAUGUGGCCAAACACUUGA